Anolis carolinensis (green anole) is the source of this 3045-nucleotide messenger RNA. Its product is annotated as succinate--CoA ligase [ADP-forming] subunit beta, mitochondrial. Gene Ontology annotation, biological process: tricarboxylic acid cycle; succinyl-CoA metabolic process. Bases 1455 to 2837 code for a protein of 460 amino acids. The record is from RefSeq and is a predicted model, not a curated record. Lineage: Eukaryota; Metazoa; Chordata; Lepidosauria; Squamata; Anolidae. Gene Ontology annotation, molecular function: succinate-CoA ligase (ADP-forming) activity; metal ion binding; ATP binding. Gene Ontology annotation, cellular component: mitochondrion; succinate-CoA ligase complex. The transcript has a single exon.
UGGCCAGGAAAGGGAUUCCAUGAUGGUGUGGAAUGGAGGCAACGAAUGGGCCAACACCAGAGCCAUCAUGAUCCAGUGUCCUGAGUGCUGGACAAGGACUCAGGGAGGCCGGGACUUGAAUCUUUGUUCAGCCACGGACCUCGGCCAAGUCACCCUCUCUUGACCUCAGAGGAAGCAAUGGUGACAACAUCCUCUGAAGAAAUCAUGACAAGAAAACCCCAGCAAGAUGGCUAGAAAUGACUUGGAGGCAGCCAACAGCAAUGGGUCAAAAGACUCCUCGAAGGUGGUCAAACAUAGCGGCCAGUUGGGCUAGGAACAUUAUUGAUGAGACAAAGAACAACAACAAGCAACCUGGUCACCAUGGGAAUGAAAUAGUCAAUGACAAUUUUAUAUUAAUAUAAAUAUCCCUCAGUGGGCCCCCAGUGGUGCAGUGUGUUAAAGCGCUGAGCUGCUGAACUUGUGGACUGAAAAGUCGCAGGUUUGAAUCCGGGGAGCGAAGUGGGCACCCGCUGUUAGCCCCAGCUUCUGCCAACCUAGAAGUUUGAAAACAUGCAAAUGUGAGUAGAUCUGGCAGAAGGUAAUGACACUCCAUGCAGUCAUGCCUGUGGCCACGUGACCUUGGAGGUGUCUACGGACAACGCUGGCUCUUCAGCUUAGAAAUGGAGAUGAGCACCAACUCCCAGAGUCGGACAUGACUGGACUUAAUGUCAGGGGAAAACCUUGACCUUUACCUACUCUCAGCAUUAAGAAGCCUCCUUCAAAUUGGAGUCCAAUUCAGGUAAGGGCCUGUAAUGCUUUUGGAGCAGUGGGCCAUGUGGUGUCAUGGUUUAUCAAACAAAGAAUGGUUAAACCUCUUUCACUUUUUAAAAAUAGAUUUUUUUAGAAUUGUACUAGGGAACUCAAUAUGGAAUUUUGGUUCAGAAAUAAAACAUGACUUCAAGUUGUGGCCGAUACUGUCUUGUUAGGCUGCAUCUACACUGUAGAAUGAAUGCAGUUCAUUCUACAUGGCCAUGGCUCAAUGCUAUGGGACCCUGGGAACUAUAGUUUCACAAGCUCUUUCACCUCUACCAAAGGAUGCCGAUAUCUCACCAAACUUAGCUCCCAUGAUCCCACAGCAUUGAGCCACAUGCAUUAAAGUGGUGUUGAACUAUUAAUUCUACAGAUUACUCCCUUUGAACCAACAGUAUCCAAUAAGUGUAUUUGAGUUGGGAGAAUCCACCUGGAAUUGAUCCUGUGUCUGGUCACAGAGGGGAAGAACGAGGCUGUGAGUGAUUGCAAGUAUCAAGGGGAUGAUGUCAUCCUUGGUGGAGGUGAUGGCAUCAUGAAGCCUUUGCCCUCCCUCGGCCAAUGGGAAGCCGGGCUUGGACCGUUGGAGAUGGAACUCUGCGGAAUUGUUUUGUAAAAGGACAGUUGGGAGUUCUGCUGGAGAAGGGAGCCGAAGACCGUGUCCCACCAUGAUGUGCCAUCAGGUCUUGAGGGCGGCAAGGCUCAUGGUCAAGGGGAGUGGCCAGAGGAUCCUGAGCGCCACGGCCAAAGCUUUGGGGUCCAGCCGGGGAUUCGUCACCACCUGCAGGCGUCCAGUGCUGCAGCAGCAGCUGCGGGAUCUGUCUCUCCAUGAAUAUUUGAGCAUGAAGCUCUUGAAGGAAGAGGGCAUCCCUGUCCCUUAUGGUUUGUUGGCCAGAACUCCGGAGGAGGCUUACACAGUGGCCAGAAAGAUCGGCACCGAUGACCUGGUGGUCAAGGCCCAGGUGUUGACCGGUGGCCGGCAGAACGGGGUCUUCGAAGGGGGCCUGAGAGGAGGGGUGCAGGUGGUCUGCUCCCCAGAAGAAGCCAGGGAGGUGGCCUCCAGGAUGAUCGGGAAGCGGCUGUUCACCCAGCAGACAGGCAAAAUGGGCCGCAUAUGCAACCAGGUCCUCAUCUGCGAGCGCAAGUACCUCAGGCGGGAGUACUACUUUGCCAUCACCAUGGAGCGGGCCUUCCAGGGCCCCGUCCUCAUCGGCAGCUCCCAAGGAGGGGUGCGCAUUGAGGACGUGGCUGCCGAGAACCCCGGGGCCAUCAUCAAGCAGCCGGUGGACAUCAUGGAAGGCAUCACCGAGGAGCAGGCUGUGCAGCUUGCCCAGAAGAUGGGCUUUCCGCACCACUUGCUGUACGAGGUGGCCGACAACAUGAUUAAGAUCUACAACUUCUUCAUCAAAUACGAUGUCAUCUUGCUCGAGAUCAACCCGCUGGUCGAAGACUCAACAGGGCAUGUGAUGUGCAUGGACGCCAAGAUUAUUUUCGACAGCAACUCGGCCUUUCGCCAGCAGAAGAUCUUUGAGCUGCAGGACUGGACCCAGUUGGAUGAGCGAGACCGGGAGGCGGCCAACGCGGAGCUGAACUACAUUGCCUUGGAUGGCAACAUCGGCUGCCUGGUCAAUGGGGCUGGCCUGGCCAUGGCCACCAUGGACAUCAUCAAGCUCCACGGAGGCACCCCAGCCAACUACCUCAACGUUGGAGGCAGUGCCACGGUGGAGCAAGUCACGGAGGCCUUCAAGCUCAUCACCUCCAACGAGAAAGUCCAGGCCAUUCUGGUCAACAUCUUUGGAGGGCUGAUGAGGUGUGAUGUCAUUGCACAUGGCAUAAUCAUGUCGGCCAAAGAUCUGGACCUCAAAAUCCCCAUUGUGGUGCGGCUGCAAGGAACACGGGUCAAGGACGCAAAGAACUUGAUUGCUGAGAGCGGCCUGAAGAUUCUUCCCUGCGAUGACCUGGACCAAGCGGCCAAAAUGGCCGUGAAGCUCUCUGAGAUCAUGGUCCUGGCCAAAGAGGCCCAGGUGGACGUCAAAUUUCAUUUGCCAUGAUGCUGCCAUUUCCUGCAGCCACCUCCCUUCCAAUUUUGGUGCGGAAACACAAAUUUCUGGCUAAGGGAGCCGACUUCCGAUUUUCAUACCAAAGGGCUGCAUUCUUAAUAUAAUAAUAAACCUGUCUGGCCUGCCUGCUUUCCUUACUUCCUCCCUCUCUUUAUGCAGAAGUAAAAUCCUUCUCAAUAAACUAAUUGGAGAUCAAAAA